Symbiodinium sp. CCMP2456 is the source of this 210-nucleotide messenger RNA. The record is from the annotation of a GenBank genome assembly. Lineage: Eukaryota; Dinophyceae; Suessiales; Symbiodiniaceae.
AUGGCCGCGCGGGACACAAUCGAAAUCAUAGAUGGUGUCCACUCUGGCACGACUCGGCUGUCCUUGAAGACCCAGUUGGAACGCUUCGGAGCGAUCGACAUCUGUCACAAGAUAGGGGACCCGCGAGAGGACACCCCGUGGGUCCGAUUCCGUGAUUCCUCAGCAGCGCAGUCGGCACUGGAUGCCAUUGCAGCAGCCUCGACUUCUUAA